Molecule: messenger RNA, 465 nt
Organism: Baudoinia panamericana UAMH 10762
Lineage: Eukaryota; Fungi; Ascomycota; Dothideomycetes; Mycosphaerellales; Teratosphaeriaceae
Exons: 2
Coding region: 1-465 (154 amino acids)
Source: RefSeq, a predicted model, not a curated record
AUGCUCGUUGCACUUGUCGCUACGCUCGGCCUGAGCGGGGUCGCGAUGGCCAAACCAAUUUCGCAACGAGCGGGUAGCCCAGGCUUCGUGCCAAUACCUACGAACUGUACCAUCGACGACUCUCUUCCAGGUAGCAGUAGCGGCAGCACAAACAUCUCCGGCUACAUGCCAUCCGCCGACUUCACCUCCGAUAACCUAGUAUACUCGUCCUACUUCGACAGCUACCUCAAUCAAUCCGCGCAAAUACAGCAGUGCCGGGAACAAUGUUACGGAUAUGGCCAGUGCAAGAGUGCUUUAUUAGCAUACCAAGUUCCUACGCCUGCUGGCUACUACGGUACCGCCGGCGGUGUACUUGAAUCUGCCUGCCUACUGUACGAUGCGUACCUCGACGAGAACGCCUUUGUUGCAGCUCCAGCCGGUCAAUACAUCAACGAGACGGCGGGCAACAUCUACUGCCCGCCGUAG